CCUGAGAUACUUCUGCUUCUUCAUAUCCCAAGUCUGGCUGUUGCUUGCUACACUACUAAACUUCGUUGGAGAUAUUUCUAUCUUCACAUUUCCUCCAACGCAAAAGUCAAGUCUUGGUGAUUUUAAGUUUACCUAGAUUGGCACAUCCCACUCCACCCCACCACCCCCUCCAUUUCUUGCAUCAAAGACCUGGCUGGACCUGAAUCUCGGAUUCAACCCCGCUGCGCCGCCCUGGCUCACACUCACACUUACAACACCACAACACCAUCACAAUUCUAAAGAGCUUUGCUGCCUCAAUAUGGCUUUGAAAUUUGCCCCUUUUGGCUCUGAGAUCGAUCUUCCCUUUUACACAGCUUUGUCUCAAUCCAAAAUCGAUCAUGACAAACUAGAUGACUCGGCUCGGACGGUUAUUGGCUUAUAUGAGCCACGAAUUGUCAAACCCGAAGACAGCUGUCGCAUGAGAGUUCUUGGAAAUGCCUUGACAAGUGACGAGUGAGUGAUAAUACGCCUUCAUUUCCGAAGGAGAUUUGUGCUAAUUGCCAAGUGUUCCACCAAACCAUAUACGUGCCGAGGGCAAGAUUAAGAAUCUAAAUACCAUUGAAGAUUUCAAGAACAUUGACAAGACGGCUACAUUACAGACAGCUGCGAAACAGGUCCGAGUCCUAGCCUCUUUUAUUCUAGUUAAGCUAAUGUUCUAUAGAUUUGGGAUGCCAUCAACGAUGGGACCAUCUACUCCAUCCCCUCUCUACUAUCUUCAUUUUCUGUACUUUCUUUUGCCAACUUGAAAAAGUAUACAUUCACAUAUUGGUUUGCUUUUCCCGCCCUUCAUUCUGACCCAGUCUGGAGAAUGUCUGAGACUCAGCCCCCUCAACUUAAUGGGCAAGAUACUACCGAUUUGGUGGAUGAAGUUGGUACGUGGAAAUACGGAACCGAUAAUAGAGAACAUGGCUUCUUCUUGGCGAAAAGAAUGCCUCACAUUUCGCAUCACGAGACGAGCACCGAAGGUAAUGGUCUUUCUUAUAAAUGGGUGAUUGGAUCUUUACGGCAAUUUGAAAGCGGAUUUUUCCGAGGAGUAGCUCCAGAGGAUCAGUUUGUAGCUUUCGUCGACCCAUCCACAUAUCCUGAUAACCCAGGAUGGAUGCUGAGAAACCUGUUGGUUCUUAUAAAACGUCGUUUUAAGCUCGACAAGGUCCAAAUCUUGAGCUAUCGAGAUGUUCAUAGCCAACGGCACCAGGCGCGUAGUCGAGUCUUCUUGCUGGAGACUCAACAAGGAGAACCCGAAACGACUGUAAUGCCUCGAGUUACCGGAUGGGAACGCAACAGUAUUGGAAAAUUGAGCGCAAAGGUGACGAGUCUCGCCCAGUAUAUGGAUCCGAUUCAAUUAGCCGACCAGGCAGUCGACUUGAAUCUAAAGCUCAUGAAGUGGCGGAUUGCUCCGGAUCUCAACCUUGAAAAGAUCAAAGAAACAAAGUGUCUUCUUCUGGGAGCUGGAACUCUCGGCUCUUAUGUUUCUCGCGCACUUAUGGCAUGGGGAGUACGCAAGAUCACAUUUGUGGAUAACGCGAAUGUUUCAUAUUCAAAUCCUGUUCGCCAGCCACUAUUUGACCACAAAGAUGCGGCAACCGGAGCGAAAAAAGCACACAGAGCGGCGGACGCACUGCAAGAAAUUUAUCCGAAUGUCGAUAGUACGGGUCAUGUGCUUGCUGUUCCUAUGCUUGGUCAUCCGGUAGAGGACGAAGCCAAUAUCAGAGUGGACUUCGAAACGCUACAAAAGCUCAUUGACGAACAUGAUGCCAUCUUUUUAUUAAUGGAUACUCGAGAGAGUCGUUGGAUUCCAACUGUCAUGGGGAAGGCUGCCGGAAAGAUUGUCAUGAACGCCGCACUUGGCUUUGAUACUUACGUAGUCAUGAGACAUGGUGUUACAGCAUCAGAUGGUGGCCCAGCAGCUUUGGGUUGUUACUUUUGCAACGAUGUUGUUGCGCCUGGUGAUGUAAGUAUUCUUGUCUAUACGAUAUAAAUUGCUUGUGCUAAUUUCAAUACAGUCUGUCAAAGAUCAAACACUCGAUCAGCAGUGCACAGUGACGCGUCCGGGAGUUGCAGCCAUGGCUUCCAACUUACUGGUUGAAGUUCUCGUAUCAAUGCUACAACACCCCAAAGGUGCGGAAGCUCCAGCUCCCAAAGCCAUCGUAAACAAUUCUACAGCUUCCAUCGACUACGAAAGAGAUCCUCCAGAGCACCCACUGGGUAUUGUCCCUCAUCAGAUUCGUGGAUUUCUCUCCACUUUCCAGAACAAAAUCAUAAGUGGACAGUCUUACGAUUGCUGUUCUGCAUGUUCACCCAAGAUAGUGAACGAAUACAGACGAAAUGGAUGGGAAUUUGUUAAGCGUGCGCUAUCAGAUGCCACUUACGUUACAGAGCUCAGUGGUUUGGCGGAGGUACAACGAGCCGCUGAAGCUGCAGCCGAUAACCUUGACUGGGAUAGUGAGCCGGAUAUGGAUGAAGGCGAGGGCGAACUACUUUGAUUUAUUGCAUGAUUGUAUGAUGAUUACGACC
This is a messenger RNA of Hymenoscyphus albidus, 2553 nucleotides long. NCBI's taxonomy places the organism in Eukaryota, Fungi, Ascomycota, Leotiomycetes, Helotiales, Helotiaceae. The record is from the annotation of a GenBank genome assembly.